Petromyzon marinus (sea lamprey) is the source of this 2664-nucleotide messenger RNA. RefSeq names its product N-acetylneuraminate synthase (gene NANS). The record is from RefSeq and is a predicted model, not a curated record. NCBI's taxonomy places the organism in Eukaryota, Metazoa, Chordata, Hyperoartia, Petromyzontiformes, Petromyzontidae. Gene Ontology annotation, molecular function: N-acylneuraminate-9-phosphate synthase activity. Gene Ontology annotation, biological process: carbohydrate biosynthetic process.
UCGUGAGCGCCACGUGUCUCGGCGCCUCCCCCGUGCAUCCUCUUCCGGGCUUUGCCGCUGCAGAUGCUGCACCUUUCCACUUCUUUUGCUGUGCUUGUCAAUUCUGCUGCUCCCGCUGAUUCCUGCUGUUACUGAUUAUCCGGCUGAUUCUGCUGAUCCCGCUGAUACCAUCUCCUGUCUGCUCCUGAUUAUUGCGCUGCGAUAUCAUCUGCUUAGGGAUCCCGCCACAUCCGCGUCCGUGCCUCAUCGCUCUCACCGCUCCCUCCUCUUCCUCCGUACUCGCAGCUCGUCGCGAUGCCUCUGGAGUUCGAAUUGUGCCCGGGGAGGAAGAUCGGCGGGGAGAACCCGUGUUUCAUCAUCGCCGAGAUCGGCCAGAACCACCAGGGAGACCUGGAGAUCGCCAAGAAGAUGAUCAAGAUGGCAAAGGACUGUGGUGCGGACUGCGCCAAGUUCCAGAAGAGUGAACUUGACCACAAGUUCAACCGCGCCGCACUCGAGCGACCAUACACCUCCAAGCACUCGUGGGGAGCAACGUACGGGGAGCACAAGCGGCACCUGGAGUUCAGCCACGACCAGUACCGUGAGCUGCAGCGCUACGCCAAGGAGGUUGACAUCUUCUUCACGGCGUCCGGCAUGGAUGAGAUGGCCGUUGAGUUCCUCCACGAGUUGAACGUUCCGUUCUUCAAGGUCGGCUCAGGGGACACCAACAACCUCCCCUACCUGGAGAGCACCGCCAAGAAGGGCCGGCCAAUGGUGAUCUCGAGCGGCAUGCAGAGCAUGGAGACGAUGCGCCGUGUCUACGCCACCGUGAAACCGCUCAACCCCAACUUCUGCCUCCUGCAGUGCACGAGCGCCUACCCCCUGGAGCCGCGCGACGUGAAUCUGCGUGUGCUCACCACCUACCAGCAGGAGUUCCCGGACGUGCCGGUGGGCUACUCGGGUCACGAGAGCGGGCUGACGGUGACGCUGGCGGCGGUGGCGCUGGGGGCCAAAGUGGUGGAGCGUCACGUCACGCUGGACCGCACGUGGAAGGGCAGCGACCACGCAGCGUCGCUGGAGCCCUCCGAGCUGGCGCAGCUGGUGCGCGAGGUGCGCGCCGUCGAGGCCGCGCUCGGCUCGCCCGUCAAGCGCAUGCUGCCCUGCGAGGAGGCCUGCCACACCAAGCUGGGAAAGUCGGUGGUAGCGCGCGUGGACAUCGCCGCGGGGGCCAAGCUGACCCUCGAGCAGCUGACGGUGAAGGUGGCGGAGCCGCGCGGCGUCGCGCCCGAGCUCAUCUACAGCCUCGUGGGCCGCACCGCCACGCGCCCCAUGCUCGCCGACGACUCCGUCACCGAGGAAGCCCUGCAGUGACGGCCCCUCCCGUGGGGAGCAGGGGGGGGGCGGCCGGCCGGUGGAUGACGUGGGGUGGGGGUGCGGGGCCGAGUGCGGAAGGAUGGGGGCAUGCGGGGGUGUUGGGAGUGGCCAAGGAAAACGAGGGAGGCGUUGUGAGAUAACUUUUGAAUCUUAUAUUGAAAACAAAUCUCUUUAGAGGUGCUUUUUUGUUGUUUAGUUUGUUGUCCUUCCCCCCCCCCGCCCGCACCUCCGAUGAGCACAUUUGGCUACGUGCGGUGCGAAAGGAGUUCAACAUACGUACGUCGUGAUUGAGGCGUGACCGGGAAGGAGGCAUACAUGGCUUGAAAAGAAGUGGGGCAUCCCCGUGAAGAGGGCGUGCAGCUGUGAGGAGGGGAAGUGACCGGGAGGAGGGGGUGUGGGAGUGGCCAGGCCAGUGUGGCUACCUGCGUAAGCCACCAUUCGGGAUUUAGCCCCUCGACUCUUAUUUACAGCAUCGCGAACCGACGGGGUUACUUGAAAUCCGGUGGAGGGGGACGUCUCUAUUGAGCACCGACUAGGGAUUUGAAAUACCUUCGCCAGGCCAUCCAUAGAUGAACGCAGGCGCCUCCACGUCAUCCACUAAUAACACUAAACUAUUGCGGCUUGCUGCGUUUAUAACAGGGUGCUGUUGCCAGAUCGGAAAUAUGCCCCUCUAGUACCCUAUUAGUGCUGCUCAGAUGCUUGCCCUGCUUCAGUGCCUUGGCGACCGCUGACAGACCCACUCCCGGAAAAUCUCCAGCCGUCGUGGUUUCUGGCCAAACCCGUCCCUUUUUUCAGUAACGUGGGGCCCCAGUUCCAAGCAAUGCUACUUGAAGUUGUCAAAUCAUUUUUUUUUAAUAUAUAUUUGGGCAACCUGCUUGCGGUGAUGGAUUAAUAUCGAUUGUUUUGGGAUGUUUUGAAUUGGCGGGGCUUUUACGUGGCCGCGGGCUGUGUGAAAUGAGGUAGCAGGGCCCUCGUCCUGGCUCAUGGGCUGUGGAAUUUUCUUAACCCGGCUUUUAAACCAGCCGGCUUUGAAGUGGGGAAAACUGUGAAAGAACACUUAGUGCCGCUAUGUGUGGUUUGCGGUUGUUAAUAAUUUUAAUUAGGAGGUAAUUGUGGUGAUUGUGGUGUUGGUGAAGGUGGGUGGGGGGGGUAAAGGACGUCGCAUACUGGCGCUAUGCAAUCAAUCGACGUUAGUAACGGAGUCACUUAUACCCCUGCCUCCUCCGUGGUGUCGGUGUUGAAUCUGCUGUCAGGUCCUGUGUGCGACUUGGGUACAAUAAAACGAGCCUGCAAGGCCACGCUUUGACAGCG